Molecule: messenger RNA, 1986 nt
Organism: Danaus chrysippus (African queen)
Lineage: Eukaryota; Metazoa; Arthropoda; Insecta; Lepidoptera; Nymphalidae
Source: the annotation of a GenBank genome assembly
AUGAAAUUUAAAAUAUCGUCUUUUAAGGAACCAAAACAUGUCGGGGCUGUGUCAUGUGUGGGCUGGAAUAAUACAGAAGAUGUUUUCUCAUGCGGCGACGACCAUAAACUAUUAAAAUGGAACCUUGUAAGUGGUGAAUGCUUAGUAAUAACUACAUUUCCGGAAGACUUUUAUCCAAUAUGCUUACAUCUAUUUCCAAAAAUUAAUCUUGGUGGAAACAAACAUAAUGAUGUUAUUCUUAUCGCAUGUGCAGAUGGAAAAUUUCAUAUAAUGAAUAAUAAUGGACGGAUAGAAAAAAGUGUCAACGCUCAUCAAGGUGCCUGCCUGGCUGCACAAUGGAGUCCUGAUGGAGCUGGCCUAUUAACGGCGGGUGAAGACGGUUUCGUAAAGAUUUGGUCUCGAAAUGGCCUGUUACGAUCGACAGUUAUUCAAUCUGAUGUUCCAUGUUACUCUGCUAUUUUUAACUCCGAUAGUAGUGCUAUUUUAUAUACCAAAGGGAAUUCACUAGUGAUCAAGCAUCUGAAUUCAAGCUCUAAAACCACGAAGUGGAAAGCUCACGAAGGUGUUAUUUUAUGUGUUGCAUGGAACGCAAACAAUAAUUUAAUUCUUUCCGGCUCGGAAGAUGGGUACUCGAAGAUCUGGGAUCAAUUUGGUCAGCAAAUAUCAGUUAGCGUAAAGCACGAUCAGCCUAUAACAAGCGUGAGUUGGUCUCCUGCUGGUGACAUGUUUGUCAUUGGUAGCUAUAAUUUAAUACGUCUCUGCAAUGCUAAUGGUUGGUCUCAUUGUCUUGAGCGACCUUCAACUGGAAGUAUCUAUAGCAUCGUGUGGUCAUCAGAUGGCACUCAACUAGCUGCCGCAUGUGCUAAUGGAAAUGUACUUUUUGCACAUAUUAUUGAAAGAGAGUACGCUUGGAAGAAUUACACAUGCACACAAACUGGACGUAAAGUUAUUUCGAUCAAAGAUAUUAUAACCGAUCAAAAUGACCAACUAGAUUACCCUGACAGAGUUAUACAGAUAGCUUUGGGCUUUAAUCAUUUAGUUACAGCUACUGUAAAACAAUGUUUCAUACACAAACUAACAUCUUGGAACACCCCAGUGACCUUUGACCUUAAAGAGGGCACAAUAAGUAUGAUAUUGCUGGCGGAAAGAUGCAUAUGUGUCAUAGAGAGGGCUGGUAUAUCAGUAUAUAGUUAUAUGGGUCGGCUGUUAGCAAGCCCUAGAUGUUCAAGACCAGAAACUCUCGGUAGAGCAGCUGUAUCUUUGGGGCCAGAUGCUCUGGCUCUUAUCGAUCAAAGUGAUAGGAAAAUUAUACAAGUUUUUGAUCUACCAACUGGACUGAUUGUGCGAAGUUCAACGGACAAUACUGUAACAAAACUAAUACACAAAAUGACAGUAUCUAGCAUCGCUCUAAGUCAAAGUGGGCCUAUAAAUGAAAGGCAAAUUGCUUUGUUGGAUUAUAACAGAGACUUGUAUGUGGUCACCGUUAAGGAUUCCAAGCCAAAAUUUGUCAAGCUAGGGUCCCAAAUUCUUAGUAUUUGCUGGAGUGCAGAAACAGAAUUAUUAGUCGGUUUACGUGCAAAUUCAGCCGUGGCAUGGUGUUGUCCACGCGCUGCCUAUAAGAGUGAUUGGCUUGCCCUUACUACGGUCACCAAAGACAUCACUGAUCUUGGGCGUAAUCCUAGUUUACUGAGCGUUGAAGAUGGCGUGGCUUGUAUUUGUCGCGGAAAUGGUUCACGUACACAUAUAUCACUAGCUUCCUUUCCUGAAAAGUUAUUAAAACAUGUUGAUGCUAACAUGUGGCAGGAUGCACUUCAGCUUUGCCGGACCGUUGAAGAUGAAACUCUCUGGGCUUGUCUCGCUGUUCUGGCUUGGCAACACAACCAGCUCGCGAUUGCGGAGGAAGCAUUUGCUCUAAUUCAUCACUACUAUCAAGUCUGUUACAUUCAACAUUUGCGGAGUACAAUUCCAGAAAAACUUACUACCUAA